Messenger RNA from Kwoniella mangroviensis CBS 8507, 4548 nucleotides. RefSeq lists its product as uncharacterized. The transcript has 9 exons. Gene Ontology annotation, biological process: protein phosphorylation; p38MAPK cascade. Gene Ontology annotation, molecular function: ATP binding; protein kinase activity. The record is from RefSeq and is a predicted model, not a curated record. Bases 1 to 4548 code for a protein of 1515 amino acids. NCBI's taxonomy places the organism in Eukaryota, Fungi, Basidiomycota, Tremellomycetes, Tremellales, Cryptococcaceae.
AUGUCAGACCCACUCUCUCCUCCCCAUUCAACAGAUCCCGUACCCCUCACCUCGGCACACGUUCCUACAUCCAUCCCACCUCCAGCAUCGACCGCGAAGACUGGCAGAAGGAGCGUGAGACUAUUCGCGCCGGAUGGUGAUUCGAGCUCGGACGAGGAAGGGGGACCGCUGAUAGGUGGGAAUCCACACAUUCAGGAUGGUGGGGUAGAUGGCGCCCCACCUGCAAACCCUCGAUCAGCCUCGUAUCCCGGUCCCACCACCCAUCCAUCACCUACAUCCCGUCUCUCAGCUAUCGUAUCAUCCGCUUCUGCCGCUCAACCCAAACUCGCCAGAGCAGCUACUUUCGUCGCACCCUCCUCCUCUUCCUCCACCUCCCGACCACCUAUCACUCACACUUCCACGCACGGUGCAGGAUCUUCUCAAAGUGCAGGUCUAUUCCACCACCAUGAUGGCUGGAGAUCAAGAUUGAGACCUGAUAGUCUAUCCAAGAGCCUACAUACUCCUGGAGUUAGAACGCCCGGUAGUGCAGGUGGUAAUGGUGUCUUGAGAGGGAGAUCGGAUAUGUACAACGAUCCAGAAGCGAGUUAUUUCCACAGCCAUGCUGGACCGUCAAAACGUAGAACUGGAACGACCGAUAUAGAGUCGGAUGAUGAAGAUGAAGACGAAAGACCUCGCAGUGCUGGAUGGCAAAUGGGUAUAUCUCAAUUCAAAGGAUUAAGUCAUGACAGAAAGAAUGAUUUGUCGGAUGAGAGUAAAAAUGGGCAAUCUCAACAAUCACAACAAGUUCAGCAACCACAGCAACAACAACAGCAACCUCAAAUUGCUUUGACAAGAGCCGAAAAUUCAGUCUCAAAUGAGGAAAAACAAGAGAGGUUAGAUUGGCAAGGAAUGUUGGAAAGUGUAUUGACAUCGGAUGUACUAAAAAUUGAAGAAGCAAGGAUAUCACAAGCUAUGCCAACCGAAUCUUUCAGAGAGGAAUUUGGUCAGUCGUUAUGGUGGCAGAUACGCGCGAAGCUACGUGGAAGGACUGAAGCGGAAGAGAAAAGAAGAGUGCAUGAGAGAAGAGCGAGAGUGGUAGAUACGGUUUUAGAAGAGGUCGCAACCUUCAAAGCUAGAUCGUACAUGCCAACCAUCACAAAUGACGUGGACGGAACGGCGAAAGAGGGAGAAGAAGAUAAGGAUCUUGGUCCUCAACACACUGCGUUGGAACAAGUCAAUCUGAUACUAGCGAAAUUGGCAGCAAUCAAAGCUCUGUAUCCGAAUUUAGCAGCGAUGCGGGCGGAUAAACCAACUUACGCCUCACCUGUUUUCAGAGCUAAGACAGAUGCGCUAACUGCCUGGUCGACCGUCGUCACUGCUCUACAAACUCAAUUGGGGUUACUACAGAAAUGGACCGGAUCGGAUGAUUUGGAUAUCACCAAACCCAAUACAACUAAGGAAAAAGCUUUAACGGAUAAGUCGACGUAUACAUAUCAUCCGUUGGAUUCCCAGGGAGGUAUGCCCAUGACGGCUGGUAAGGAUGCAGCGGAUGAUUCGAGUUUCUUAGAUCGAAUGAUGAAAGAGGAUAAUUUACAGAGGAUGUUUGAAAGAAGAGCUUUCAUCGAUCUGAUCAACCUGGUCAGAAAUGCCAAAGAAACUGUUAUCAGCUAUCUACCGAUCUUCGAAGAACAGAAUUUACCUGAUUUCCAAUAUGAACUAGUCAGGUUGAUCGGAUUCCCAGGGAGGUUGAUCAUAGAAGCUUUGAAAGUCAGAUUAGACGCUGCAUCAAGAUUGGUAGAUCCAAAUCCUAUGGUCGUGUCUGAUUUCAUCGAAAAUUUACGAUUGUCAAUCUCGCUCGCUGUAUUAAUUAGGAAACAGUAUGAUGAGAUUAUUGCUCCGGAUGAUGAUGGACGAUGGAAAAUACCGCAUUGUUUACCGCCAGAAUAUAACGAUGUCAUGUUGGAUGCGAUGAGGGCGUUCUUCAAGCUGUUGCACUGGAGAUUAAGAGGAGUAGGAAGAGGAAGUUAUUUCAAAGAGACUGAGGUAUUGGAAGAUGAAGGGCCCUUCUUGUACGAGGCAGCUGAAGCGAUCGAAGGUGGUGAUAUGGUUGUUGCAGAGCAUUCUUGUGCUCUGUCGAACAAAUUGCUUAUACGAUCUUGCAACUACCUCGAUCAGCAACUCCGAGUGCCGCAGACUUCUGGAAACCCAAAUGCAUAUGGUCGCGAUGGCUCUGCAAAAAUCAUGAAGACAGAAGAGAUGGUCUCAUGGUACGGCAAAUUGCUCGACUCGGCUAGAAUGCGUCAUCGAAAAACGCAACGAUAUUGCCGGAGACUCACUCAGCGAUUCGACAAUUCAGCGGAAUACUCUCUGGAACAAACUGAAGUGGACGCUUUGGUCGCUCAUCUACAAGACUCUGGUCAUUUCCUGGUCUACACGAAUGUCUUCGAAGGGAAGGGAACAUACAUAGUUGCGGAUGGUUCCCUUUGGGCUCAACCUGAUGAAGUACGACAUCUCCUUCAGAGAGCUUUCUCAGUCACUAUACCCGGAUCAAGAGCUCGACCGCGUCAUGAUGGGGAUUCAGAUAAUGAGGACGAUGGGCAUAUUGCCGCAUAUCUCUUACUUCUAUCACCGAGACAAAACUUCGUUUGGACCGGUGCCGUCAUGACCCUCAAUGUGGACUAUAUCGAAUACAUGCUGCAAGAUAAUCGAGUACGAUUGAUAGCGGAUGGACCAACAAGUCGAUUGGCACUUUGUAAACACCUUUUCGCUGAAUCGCUCAUUGAUCCUGAAACUGGCGAAUCAUUAUACCUUCCAUGUCUUGUAGAAGCACAAGCUCAUCUGCCAUCAAUUCAAGGUCAACUCCUCAAAAUUGCCAAAUCAUCUUAUCGAUUAUCGGAAUGUAUCGUUCAAUCUGCUCCUCUCGUUCGGAAUGCUUUCAGAGGUGCCCCGGGCUCACAAGACUUGGUGGAGAAUUGGUACUCCUUUGCUACGGAUCACGGUACGAGAGUCAGUUCCCACAUCGAUCCAUCGUCUUGGGAACGAUUUAGUCGACUACUCAUGCGGCUGGCCAUCUCGUGGAUAUCAUUCAUCUGUCAAGAAUGUAAUCCUACAGAUCGAAAGACCUUCAGAUGGACGGUAGCGGCCUUGACAUACGCUUUCACCAUGACUCGAGGUAAUAAUAUCUUAGCGUUGGAUCGAGCGGAAUUCAGCUUACUUCGAAGACACGUCGGUAAUUGUGUUUCGUUGUUAAUCAGUCAUUUCGAUAUCCUAGGUGCCAGAAGUAGUCUGGAAGCUAAGAAGGAAGCAGAUAGAAUUGAAGCUAUGAGGAGAUUACAGAGAUUACAAGAGAAUUUAGAUGACGAAUUCUUACCAAGGACACCAUCACCUUCUGGACAACCUAGGAUUGAUCGAUCGAUCCGUCUGACCGUGGAAGAAAGAUUAAGGUUGAUCAAUGAAUUGGAACAGAGAAGAAAUGAAGCGGCACCUCAACCUGUCGGUACGGUCCUGGACGAGGAGGUAUCAGAAGAUCGAGCACUGGUAUUUUUGGCGGCGUCAAAAUCGAAUAUCUCCAUGAGAUGGCAACAAGGUGCCUACAUCGGUGGAGGAGCUUCAGGUUCAGUGUUCCUGGGUUAUUCAUUACAGGACAAUACAGUAUUCGCCGUCAAGAUUUUACCUACGGUAGAUAUUCAAUCUUCCCCUGCGUUGUAUGAGAGUAUAAAGAGGGAAUCGGACGUGAUGAGCUUGUUGAGUCAUCCGAAUAUUGUUGGUUUCUUGGGCCUAGAAGUUCAUAGAAAUAGAGUUUGUCUUUUCCAAGAGUACUGUGAAGGUGGUUCUCUCGCUGGGAUGUUGGAGUACGGAAAGAUCGAUGACGAAGAGGUAGUUGGUGCUUUCACUAUACAACUUCUUCGUGGAUUAGAUUAUCUCCAUCAAAAUCGGAUUGAACAUCGAGAUCUCAAACCAGAGAAUAUUUUAAUCGGUGCCAACUCGGUAUUGAAACUGGCAGAUUUCGGUACAGCCAAGAUAAUCAAAGGAAACAAGACGCUCGCAAGAACUCGUGGAGGUGCACAUGCCAAGAUGGAAGGUCUGGAAGGUACACCGAUGUACAUGGCUCCCGAGAUGAUCAAGAAUAUAAGAUCGAAUAAAUUAGGUUCUUGUGAUAUUUGGGGAUUGGGUUGUGUGGUACUUCAGAUGAUCACUGGACGAAAACCUUGGAGUUUCCUGGAUUUCGAUAAUGAGUGGGCGAUCAUGUUCCAUCUUGGAGCCACCACCGAACAUCCACCUUUACCUGAACCUAACGAAAUGUCCGAAUUGGGUAUCGAAUGGAUUGAACGUUGUCUUUCUCUCGAACCGGAUGAAAGACCCACUGCACCUGAGUUGUUGGCUGAUGAAUGGCUGGAACCGAUGUUGGAACAGAUGGCCGCACUUGAAGAAGACCAUCCAGAUGUAUUGGCACCUCACGAGACUGAGGCUGCCCCACCACCACCUGAGGAUCUAUCUACAGAUGCUACUCCCUCUCUGAUCUCGGAGGAGGCUACACCACCCCUCGAACCGGAUAACUACGAAGUAUAA